Messenger RNA from Salmo salar (Atlantic salmon), 2588 nucleotides. RefSeq lists its product as uncharacterized. Lineage: Eukaryota; Metazoa; Chordata; Actinopteri; Salmoniformes; Salmonidae. The record is from RefSeq and is a predicted model, not a curated record.
UGAGUUUGUUUGCCAACUCAAAUAUGUAGUGGAAGAAAAUGUACUACUUUACGAUGGAGAUGGACUCAAUUGCGCUACCUUUGCGCUCAUAGACGCCAUAGUUGGACAGAUAUAAUAAUGCGAUGUCUAUCUAAAUCUAUGGGUACCACAUACACGCCUCUAUCUUUUCUCAUCUGCAGCCCAACCCACCACUUCACCGAGAACUUGCUUUUUUUCGUCACUUUGUUGAGCGAUUUUGAAUGAGGACCAAAUUGCAUUGUGUAAUAUCAAUUAUGGAAUAAAAGACCGACGCUUCUGGAAAAGUCACCCGAGCAAAUAUCUUUCGAAAAACGGUCUUACACCAUCUCUGGCCUUUAUAUUAACUACUACGCUACUGUGUUAAAAUGACCGCAAAGCACCGAGGGAAAAAGAACAAACACAAUCACGAAGACUUUAACAAUUUUAAUCAUGAAUCUUCGGAACCGGAGGCGCGAGGUGGAAACCAGUAUACGCUUUUGUUCAUUUUAUUCCUUCUGAUUGUGGUUGGAGGUGCAACGGCUGCAUGGUUCUGUUUCCAGCAACACCAAAGUAUAACCUACUUAGCAGACAACCUCAUGGGCAUGCAGAUGAAGAUGGUGAAGCUUCAGUCCUUCCAGGAAGAAAUUCUAGAGACAAAUGAAAAGCUGCUCAGUACCGAUGGCUUUGAGAAUCGCCUCAACACCCUGGAAGAGUCAUACGAACUGGCCCAGAAGCAGGUAAGCAUGGCCCUGGCCAUAGCUGAACAACUGAAGACCUCAGACCUGCCCACCCAGGUCCUCUCCCUUCACACAGAGAUGAAGACCCGGCUGGCAGAGAUGCAGCAGGCCACCGUGUCCGCGGAUCAGCUGACCCAGCUGCAGGCAAUGCUGAAGGGGAAGAGCAAAGAGUUUGAGGCUGUCCGGCUGCAGGUGGAGGGCCUGGCAAGGGUGAGCACGGAGAUGGCUCAGAGCGUCGAGGGCCUGACAAGGAGCCUGGCGGAGGCUGAGUCCAAGCUGGAGGGGAGGGAAGGGCUGGUGGUCACACUGAGCGCCACGUUGGCGGACCAGACAUCAGAGUUCCUAGAGCUUAAGGAACAGCUGGCUGCCAACCAGGCUCAACUUGAGGCCAGUACAGUGGAGAUCGCAAGUGUCAAGGAGCUGAUGGAGAUGAGGCAGUCUCAGAGGGCCCAGCAGGCCAGUGUGGAGGAGCAGCUUGUUACAGUAGAACAGAGUCCGCAGAAGCAGAACUCAGCGGCCCACAGUCUGCACUCUGAGCUCCACGCUCAGCUGGAGGCUGGGCAGAAACAGGUCGCCCAGCUGGAAGUAGGGGUUCAAACAGAUGAGCCCUCGGAGGUGGAGGAGGAGACUGCUCUGGCUGCUGCCGAGGAGGUGGAAGAGGCUGCUGAUGCUGCUGCUGAGGAGGUGGAAGAGGCUGCUGAUGCUUUUGCUGAGGAGGUGGAAGAGUCUACUCCUGCGGAAGAGGAGCAGGCUGCUGAGGAGGACGAGGUGGUGGUGGAGAAGGAGGCAGCUCACUUGAAUGGGGAGCCUGCUGAACAGGAGGACUCUGCUCUCACAGAGGAACAGACUGCUCCUGCAGAGGAGGAGAUGGUUGAGGAGCAGGAGGACUUGGCAGAGGCAGCACCGGAGAAGUGGUUGGCAGAAGAGAAGGUAGAAGAGGAGGAUUCUGAAGCAGAGGAGGAGCAAGGGGAGGAAGAAGAGGAAAAACCAGAAGAAGAUGAGGCCUCUCCUGAGGAGGAAUUGUCAAUGUAAGCAGCAAGGAAAGUCUUCUACAGCCACCAAACUCCCAGAGGAUAAUGGACACGUUCAGUCUGCAUCAUGACAAAUGGGAAGGCAUUACCGAUGUUGAGGUUCAAUAAACAUUCACUUUUUCUCCCCAAGGGGAAAAAUCAGGUCAAUAGGAUUCACACAACUCUCUAGAAUCAGUAUUGUUACAUCAAUGAACGUGUGUAUGAGAGGGCUAACUGGUCAGGCAAUGGUUAAUAAUAUUCAGGACUCACCUGCCAAUACCAACCUCAAAGCCUUAAUCUAUUUUAACACAGCUCUUUCUAUAGAUUAUUUUAUGUACACCAAAAUGUCACUUUUCUGCAAGCUCAGUUGAAACACUGAGUUCAAAGUGACAAGGAGGACUAACUAAACAGCCAAUAGAAAAACAUGAAUUCACUCACACAAUCAAACAAAGCCAUAAAAUAUGCCCAUCUUGUUGAUAUGAAAUUGGCUUUCUUUUUGUCAUUGUCUGAAAUGUCUUGUUGGGAUUUUCAUUAGAAGAAUAUAUACAGAACAAGAGUCCUAUUUGUUUACACAGGAAUGAACAGCCUACUAAAGGAAUAGCAUGGGGGUAGCAAGGGCCAUAUCUGUGAAAUGCUAACAUUUACGUACAAUUUUACUGAAGAUUGUUAGUCUAGUUGUUUUUAUUGACUUUUUUUCUUGAGACUUUUUGUCUGUACAGAAAGUGCGCUGUUACUGCCCAGACAUUGGGUUCUUCUCUCACAACGUACCGUUCAUCUCAGAUCUCUGUGAUGUAUCUUUUAUAAAAUAAACCCUGGUUUAUCCUCUGUAAUUUUUUUACACCAA